Messenger RNA from Momordica charantia (bitter melon), 1981 nucleotides. RefSeq lists its product as uncharacterized. The record is from RefSeq and is a predicted model, not a curated record. NCBI's taxonomy places the organism in Eukaryota, Viridiplantae, Streptophyta, Magnoliopsida, Cucurbitales, Cucurbitaceae.
CAAGGGACUGCCUAAAAUCUUUCCUCUUCUAUGAAUUCUUAUCCUCCCUUUUUUGAGGGAUUUUCACAUUGGGUGGAACGGGAUUUGUCUGCUUUUUACCGUGCAUGAAAAAAGUUUAGUUUUAUGGAGAUGGGCAGUGUUAAACCCAUUAUUGAGGCCAAAUCACUUGUACAGCAAAGGAAAUAGUUUUCUUUCUGUAGUCCUUUCCUUUUCUUUUCUUUUUUUUUUUUAAAGGAACAUGGAAAUGCUCAACACAGCUUGCAGAAGUUUUUUUUUUCCAUUAUAAAAUUAAAAUCCGUCCAGUUCUUUCUUCCUCGUCCCUCCUUUUCCACAUUCGGAGCUGCCAGUUCAGAUAAUGGGUUCUCACCUCUUGGUAAUCACAAACUGCCAAGAAGUUCUCUGUCAGCAUCCAUGAAAUGGAUCUCUGGGACGGUGUUAAUGAUAUUCUAGUCCAGAUCCUCUCUCUGCCUGCUUCUUUCUGCUUUCUAGUUUCUACUGUGAUCAUUUUCAGCUAGUUCAGCCCAAACUCCAUUUCCAACUUCAAAACACAAUUAGCUUUGUCGGAUUCAUACCAAGCCAUGCAUGAUUCAAUUGGAAUUCCUGCUUGCUUCUCAUUUGGGGAGAGGCCAAGUAAUGAUCCAGCUUCAGUAAUCAGGUCAGGGCAGAGUGUGUUUAUGUCAGUGUACCAGACAAAGAUCGUUGGUCAGUGUCGCCUCAUCACAAUCACUUGGUGUAAGAAUCUGCUACUUCACGGUCUUUCCAUCUGUGUUCAAGGACCCGAAGGAAGCGAGCAAUAUCAGUGUAAGGUCGAGAUGAAGCCAUGGUACUUCUGGAGGAAACAAGGCUCCAAGCAUUUUGAAGUGGAUGGGCGAGCUGUUGAUGUGGUUUGGGACCUCAAGAGUGCAAAAUUCAAUGGGGAGACAGAGCCACAGUCAGAUUACUAUGUUGCCGUCGUCUGUGAAGAGGAAGUUGUUUUACUUAUUGGGGAUCUCAAGAAAGAUGCCUUCAGAAAGACAGGUUGUCGGCCAGCUUUGAUUGAGCCGACGCUGGUUUCAAAGAAGGAACACGUAUUUGGGAAGAAAAUGUUCUCCACCAGAAUCCAAUUCCAUGAGAAAGGCAAGCUCCACACCAUCUCAAUCGAGUUCAUCAACGUCCACACAAAUCCCAGUUUUUCUGAUUCGUUCGAUCCAGAGCUGGAGAUGAGGAUCGACGGGCAACCAGCAAUCAAGAUCAAGCACCUUCACUGGAAGUUCAGAGGCAACGAAUCUGUACUAAUCAGCAGAACAAGAUUAGAAGUUUACUGGGAUGUCCAUGAUUGGCUAUUUGGGUCAGGUCCAAGGUACGGGCUUUUCAUAUUCAGGCCAAUGUGUUCAUGGUCUGAAUCUCCAUCAUCAUCACUUGCAUCAGCAUCGCCAACUCCUCCAGUUCCAGCCUCUUUAACAUCAACAGGAAUGUCCUUGAGAGAAGUGAUUGCUACAUCAGGGGAUGUUGAGAGCGGUGGUGGGGCGUCCAAAUUUUGCUUAUUUCUUUAUGCUUGGAAGAUGGAAUGAAGAAUCCUGAAUGUGCUUGCUUGCUAAUGGAAAGAUAUGGGGAAAUCAAAAGUGGGUUGUGCAAGUUUUACAAAUUUAGUGAUGAAUCAAUCGGAUUUAGCUCCCAAUUCCCCAGAAAGAAUACAGGAGAGAGAGAGAGAGAGAGAAAAGAAUAUUUUAGAAGAUUGAUGAGCAACAAAUGGACCCAUCAUGAGGGAGAGAUUGAAUUAUAAAAAGGACAGGAUUAGACAUGCCAGAUAGGAGGAUCAUCUUCAAGCCCAAUUAUCAUCCCUAUCUUCAUUGCCCAUCACCACUACAUCAUAAUCUUACAGUGACGGGUUUGUUUUCUUUUUUCAUUUUAUAAUUUUCUAUUUUUGUGUUUGCUAUAUAUAUAAACUUGCAUUGGAAUGUCUACAUCUACCAUAUGAAUAUAUGUCCCCAAAUUUCAUUAA